AUGACACCAUAUGAAGGAUCAUGUAGUGGAGCUAAUCAAGGUAUUGGAUAUGCAUUCAUUGUAGGAGAAUGUUUUGCCAUUGCUGGUGAUUUCUAUCAAGUCGAGCUUACCAAUGGUCAUGACAAUGCUACUCUUUACCGUUAUUCUGACAGUGCAUGCAAAUCUGUUAGCAAUUCAAAGGAAUACCAAGUUGGAGAAUGUUACGAAGCACCAGAUUACGUUUGGAACAGUGGUGUUGUACCAUCAAACUAUGUCCACAUUUCAAUAUCUGUCAAUCCAACAUCUAUUCCACAAUACGGUUUUAGAUUAACAACCUAUGCUCCAGGUGACACUAGAUGUCAAGAUAAUCCUCAAUUUUACUGGUAUUCUCCUAAUCACUCUGUUAUCAAGUCUUAUAAUGAAUCCGUUACAUUCUAUUGUCAAAAUAAUGAACCAUAUGAAAUAUACUGUGACGGUGGUGAAAUUGAAGGUUGUCAAACCACAUAUAACUCCAUGUCUUGCCAAUUUGACUUUACUCAUUGGGGAACACAUAAUUACAUUGAAGGUACAUGUUGA
Molecule: messenger RNA, 555 nt
Organism: Cavenderia fasciculata
Lineage: Eukaryota; Evosea; Eumycetozoa; Acytosteliales; Cavenderiaceae
Exons: 2
Coding region: 1-555 (184 amino acids)
Source: RefSeq, a predicted model, not a curated record